Messenger RNA from Rodentolepis nana, 669 nucleotides. The record is from the annotation of a GenBank genome assembly. NCBI's taxonomy places the organism in Eukaryota, Metazoa, Platyhelminthes, Cestoda, Cyclophyllidea, Hymenolepididae.
AUGUCGAAAUCCGAUUUCAUCAUUUUCCUUUUUCUAAUUUGGAUUACCCUGACAAGCGUUGAGGCCAUAAAAGGCUAUAAAAUCUAUCUCAAUCCCAAUUGUACCGUGGCCAAUAACUGCACACUCAAUGAGACGAAAAUAGUUCAAGUCAUUGUCAAACAGCCCAACAAAACAAUUCAUUUCCUCCUCCCUGGAAACAAUCCCAAGGCCCCACUCUCAGUUAUAAUGCUUGAAGCGGACGCAAAUGCUGACCAGGUGAGCGUGAAUUGGACAAGGUUUCUCUCUCAGAGUGGUGGUAUCGCUGGUUCAAUAUCACUUAAAGGCGUUCGUACCUCCUAUGGAUUCAUUAUUAAUGAGCACAUGUCAGGAACUGGUAGUAUGUGGGAAUCGGCUGAGUACCUACCUGAAUUCGGUUGUCCCUUAAACAAAGGAUUCUGUGUCUACAUUGAUUUCAAAGAUUCUGCCGUUAUAACUCCAGAUGAUAUAACUCGCCAAUGCCAACACAUGUUGGGAAAGAAUUUACUUUGGCAACUAAUUGUUAAUGCUAAUGGACAGAACCCCUUGAAAUUCGUCUACACUGCUGUUAAAUCUAAUGACACUUGGGACACCUUUAACAAUGUCACAGUCAGCGUAAGUACUCCAUUAUGCAUUUUCGUGAUGUUGAAGUAA